AGCAAAGCAAUACUGCUACUCUUCUUUUGCUGUGCUCGCGUGCUUUAUUAAGGCCUUGUCAUGAUUGUCACUCCAUCCUGAGAUACCCUUUUGUUCUUUAAACCUCCAGGUUACCGUUUCUUCUCUGAACAUGGUACAAGCCAUUCCUUCAGUAUUCUCAACUUUAGCUUUACUAGAGAGGCAUACUUUGCGUGUUGUCGUAAUCAGAGCAUAUUGCCAUUCUGUUCCUGACUUCCUGUCUAUAAGAGAGUACUGUAAUGGACAAUGGCCGACUCCCUUCCCAGCUAUUGGUUUUGCUCAUUUGCUGCCACCAGCCCGUUCUUGUUCUCAAAGGUUCCCAACGAAGUGACAGAAAAUUCCAUCCAUCCUCCACAAACACCCCAUCACCACCCGCAGAAAAAAAAACAUCUGAUCAUUUGCCCAUUACUCUUGUUCUUUCAUAGAUUCAAUUAUGCCUUUUGUUCAUCAACUGUAGUAAAAAAUCACAAAAAAAAUUCGCUGCUUCCUGUACAGUUAGUCUGCAUUUUUAUGUCGUUUUAUCCUUUUUAUUUUACCUGCUCUUGUUUCGCGCCCUUUUCCCUUCGUGAUAAGUUGAAAAAAAGUGAAAAAUCUUCACUUUCCAUUGUUCUUCUACACUACAACUAAUGCCUUUGUUUCAGUUAUUGGUUCUUACAAAACAUAAUUGAUUUAUUCCUUCAUCCUUGCAAUUACUUUCUUCUUCUAGCGACACAUUGACACACCAAAAUAUUGAUAUGAUCCAACCCCCUUCAAACUGAAACCCAGCAAGUCAACUAAGUCAUAUCUUGUCAUCCACGCAAUAUCAACAAACUUUGGCACCAGCCACCAGGACUAUAUAUUAUAUAAGCAAGUGUUUCCUUCUGGAGCAGACUUGGAGAGACAAUAUAUAUUGGCAACCUUCAGGUUAAAGGUUUGCUUUCUUGGCGAAGGAACUGUGUGAUAUUAUAUCACACAGAGUUAUUCCGCCUGGAAAAUUCACUAUAGACAACCAGCCAAAGCUAAAUCAGAGGUUCCACAAUUUGAGAAUUUGAGUCAACUACUAACAUUAGUCAUGGCGGAACCAUUUUCUUUUGAAAUGCCAUUGAAUGAAUGGCGUCAUUAUCUGCAAGACAUCAACUUCUGGUUGAAAGGAUUUCUCAAGAGCCCUGCAUAUCGUGACUUGGAAUUAAAACUCGACAGGUAUGCACUCGUGCACUGGAAUGUUGGGGUGGGACCCGCAGCAUGUUUCACACGAGCUAUAUCAAGCAUCGUCCGGGAGGUCAUGAUCAAGAAACGUGGUCCCUUUGACCACGUGAUAGAGGUGGACAUGAAGCAGGCGUUAGUGCUUGGAACGAGGCUCAGUAUUAAUGACAAGCUGGCCAUCAAAGUGGCGGAGCAGCUUGGGCUACUGGACCAAGAAUACGACAGGCUAAAAGCAGAGGGCGAUGAGCUGUGGUACUAUACCUAUGGCCAGCAGGAUGCAACGGACUCCUUGCGAGAAAAGUUACAAUCAACGGUUUUUCAAAUAUUGAAAAAGCUGCUGGAGAAGAAGUACCUGCUGGUGAUUAACAACCUCAAUGAGCCCAUUAAGCCCAUCAAGCUUAGUGCUUUCACAGAAGACUUAUUAUACCUUCCUCCUCCUGGGUUGGAAGACUCUUUCUGGAUUGUAUCCGGCACCUCCAAAGAUGUCUAUGACAGGAGCAAGCCGGAUUAUGAUUGUAUCGUUGAUUCUUUCAGUGGGGAUGACAUAUUGAUGCUUACUCUCUACUCACUGCAUCAGACAGCCAAGUACAUCUUGGGCGUGACCGGCCACAAAGAUGAACAAUAUUGGCACCACGUGGCCGUCCGGUGCUUUCACUACAUCCUCAUGCUGCUCAUUCCACACUGUUCAUAUGCCCAUAGAGAUGGAGAUCAGCAGAGUUCUGAUGCACUAGCUGAUAUUACUUCAGAUGAGCAGCUGAUACGUCAAUGGGCCAUACAGGGCCUCAUUACUGGCGUGCUAGAAAGAACAACGGAGGUGACAGCAGCUGACUGCCAAGGCAAAUACAAUAAUAUAUACCAAGUGGGAAAUGUCAUCCUUGAAGCUUUUCGAGAGUACUCGUUGCUGCAGCUUCCCUUUUCACCUGCAACUAAAGUUGAUGAAGCCACAAAAUCUGCUGCACACUUCCUAGCUUGUUAUAAUCUCGUUGCAGAGUGCCACACAACAGAAGAAGUUUUUUUUUGUGAGGGAAAUCAUCCUGGAUUGGAGCGCAUGCGGUGGAUCUCACAUCUGGGUGAUCAAGGAUGGCAUGUAAGCAGAGAAUGGUUAAGGCAGGGAGCCAGCGGCCCAACAACACUCAUUAUAAGGCAUUGCCCCCAGCAGUCGAGGUUGUUCAUGAAGCUUCAAUCUAAUCAUUUCUUGGCCAAGCUUUCUUGCCUUCAUGUUUUGGAUCUUUCCUACACUCCUCUAGAAUCACUUCCUCCUUCAAUCUGUUGUCUCCAAAAACUCCAAUUGCUUUCUCUUAGGGGCUGCUAUAACCUCAGAAGUCCAUUCAGCUUCCCAGAUACAGAAAUUACUCUCCGUGAAAACAACAACAACAAAAAGCUCAGCUCGCUCUACUACUUCGAUCUCUCCUAUUCAAAUAUAAGCAACUUCCAAGGCGACUUCUUCCAUAACAUGCCUAAUCUAAAAGAGCUCCUGCUUGUCAAAUGCUCCAACCUUGAGGAGAUGCCACCCUCCAUUGUUGCAUUGUCUAGUCUAACAACACUCGAGCUCACAAGGACUCAAAUAAAAUCUUUUCCUAGGGAGAUGUUUGAGGAAAUGAAGAAGCUCCAAUCACUCAAGCUAACCGAGAACAAGAAAUUGUUGUUUGUACCAGGGUUGGUUUCCAAAUUAUGUGGCUUGAUCAAUAUACAUAUUGAAGGAUGUGAGCCAAUGACAGAAGUAGAGGUAACUUUAGAGAGGCACCCAACCCUGAGAUCAUUCACAUUCAUCGGUGCACCUCAUAUGAGGCGGUUGUCCUUGCGUGGAUGUACAAUGUUGGAGCAUGUUGACAUUAAGGAGGUUGAUGCUUUGGAGGAGCUUGAUUUGUCUGCUACAGCUAUCAGAGAGCUCCCAGAGGACAUUCCUAAUCUACCCCAGCUUAGGCGAUUGCUUCUCAUGGGCGUUCCAUUCCUCAAACGAUUUCCUUGGCAUAAGCUACAGAGACUCCCAGGUGUGUUUUGCUUGGAUCAAUGCUCAGACAAAACUGGUAAUCAUUCCAAUCCACAAGAUGCUCAGGUGUGCGUAAGUGAUUCCAGAUUCUUUUAUAGCUUCGACUCGAGCACCAGGGAUUUAGUAAGAGGUGGAAGCCUUUUGAAAUCUUUCUAUGUUCGAGUUACAUCAUGCAAGGCCACAACUAGGGAGAUACAUGAUGAAGAGGACAUGGUGAAAACCGACAGGCUUCAAGUAGCACUGACAGCAUAUGCUGAUGUAAACCAUCACUAUCUGACAGAUGGAGUAGUCUUUAUGGUGUCAAUGGAUGACGUGCCUCCCUUUCGGGAGGCUGAGCGUCACCUGGAGAUCUCAGCCGUGGAUCGGUAUCCCCGUGGUCUAGAUUAUCUUCUACGAGUCACAAAGUCAAUUAGCAUGUCAGAUGACACUCACAUCUCCUGUCUCGGUGAUCAUCUGGGUUAUUUGGAUAGUGAGCUGGAGGAAUGUAAGCUGCAACGGUGCCAUCAGAUGCAAGAAGUCUUUAGUGACUAUGUGAGAACUGUGAGGCAUGCAUUUGUCUCCCAUCUGAAAAGUCUAACCCGUUUCAACCGUGGUGACUCCCCUGGUUUCGAUACACUGAAGCACCUACACCUAGAGUACUGCCCGAGAUUGGAGGCUGUAAUAUCAAGUCCAUCUGCACUGCCAAGUCUUGUGACACUGGACAUCCGCUUCUGCUACAACCUCAAGGCAAUUUUCUACGACGACGGCAUUAAUGAUCCUUGUAAUUAUUACGAGCUCCCUCGCCUCCGAAGGAUACGCCUCCAGGAGCUGCCACUUUUGGAGAAACUCCACGUCGACAACCCCAUCCUGACCGCGCCCGCGUGGGAGGAGCUCCACGUCCGUGGGUGCUGGAGCUUGCGCCGCCUCCCGCGCCUCGACCAGAAACCAGACAAGGCCGUGAAGGUGAGUGGGGAGCGGGCCUGGUGGACCAAGCUGUGGUGGGACGACGUGCCUUCGCAUCGCGGCAGCUACGAGGCCAGGCUUCCCCCGGCGUCCGCCUCCAUCCGCGAGCGUGUCGUCAUCAGGACUUACCUCAGAUGAUGAAGGAAUACAUACCAUGCUCAAGCCUACAAGUUGAUCAAGUUAAUCGAUUUGUCGAUUCCACAGCAAUAAGUCAGCAACAUCCGUCGCCCCAUUCAUGCACACAGCCUGCGUCUCCAGUUUCGCCUGCUGCAUGCGCCUCCUCCCAAAAUUUGAUUGGUUCAAUGUAUGCCUUGUUAUGGUAUUUCCAAAUAAGGUUUAGCUUCGUCUUACUGCUUCAUCGACCGGCCUCCCACCCAGCAGGCCGGCCCAUCCAGCAGUAGCAGCUCAACCAGAUUGUAUAUUAUAUUUCAGCCAGUGUGUGUUGUUGUGUGCUAAUUUGCUUGGAUCAGUUUGACAGUUUGUGCGGUGACUUUGCUUGCCUGUGACAAGUGAAACUUGUGUAAUAAUUAAUACUCCCUCCAUCCUAAAUUAUUAUUCGUUUUAGCUUUUGUAGAUACAUAAUUUUUGCUACGUAUCUGAACAUAAUAUAUAUCUAGAUGCAUAGCAAAAGUUACGUAUCUAGAAAAUCCAAAACGAAUAGUAAUUUGGACGGAGCGAGUAUAAGUUUGUUUGCUACAA
Molecule: messenger RNA, 4831 nt
Organism: Setaria italica (foxtail millet)
Lineage: Eukaryota; Viridiplantae; Streptophyta; Magnoliopsida; Poales; Poaceae
Exons: 5
Coding region: 1070-4270 (1066 amino acids)
Molecular function (GO): protein binding
Source: RefSeq, a predicted model, not a curated record